AUGGCUGGAGCUACAGAUCUAACAGUCACUUCUGUUGGGUUUGAAAGAAUCAUGGAACGAAACCAAAACCAAGAAUCGGAGAAGGGGAAUCACCACAGGCCAAGCAUAGAAGCCAUCCUUAUGGCUCCAAAGUUGCCGAAGGCAUUGCCACCGGUUUCUUCCGCACCUGAGCGUGAAACUAUCAGGCGUCCUCGUGGCAGGCCAGCUGGCUCAAAAAAUAAGCCAAAACCUCCUAUUAUUGUCACUCGAGAUAGUGCUAACGCACUCCGUGCCCAUGCAAUGGAGGUGAGCUCCGGUUGUGAUGUGGGUGAGAGUCUAGCUAACUUUGCAAGAAGGAAGCAGCGUGGAAUAUCUGUACUGAGUGGGAGUGGGUGUGUAACCAAUGUUACCCUUAGACAACCAUCUUCAUCUGGGGCAAUCGUGACCCUUCAUGGGCGGUUUGAGAUACUCUCGCUGAUUGGAUCUGUCUUGCCCCCACCUGCUCCGCAAGGGAUCACGGGAUUAACCAUCUACUUGGCAGGGGCUCAAGGGCAGGUUGUGGGUGGAGGCGUAGUUGGUGCACUCAUUGCUUCAGGCCCUGUUGUGAUCAUGGCUGCAUCAUUCAUGAAUGCAACUUUUGAUCGUUUGCCACUGGAUGACGAUGAAAUUACUGCUGCUGUGCAGAAUCAGCAUUACCAAAAUGGUCGCCACCAUCACCUUGAUAUUUCAGAUUUAUACGGAAUGCCACCGAACUUGCUCACCAAUGGUGCUGUGACCCCGGAGAUAUAUUCUUGGGCAGCAGGGCGAACCAUGUCAAAAUCCUAG
Messenger RNA from Dovyalis caffra, 804 nucleotides. The record is from the annotation of a GenBank genome assembly. Lineage: Eukaryota; Viridiplantae; Streptophyta; Magnoliopsida; Malpighiales; Salicaceae.